UCACAAGCCAACUAACAAAAACGAAGAACUUUCUCUCUUCUCUGUGUCUUUUGGAUUCAUGCUCUCUCACAGCGAAUUCUUUGGCUUUGGCGUAUCGAAACCCUAGAUUCGCUCCCAUUCUUCGCAGAGGGAGCGCUGCUUCAGCUAUUGUCUGUGGCUUAUGAAAAUGGACUUAGAAGAUAAAUUCCUUGCUAAAGUUUCUGGUGUUCAGAGCCUUUCUUCCAGUGUGCAAAGCACCCCAGAAAAAAACGGGCAUUCAGAUGAUGCUUCAAGAAGUCCAGAACUCCUUCAAGAGUUUCUGAAAUCUGGUCCAAAGAGGGAACUUCUUCGAACAUGCUUUGAUAAGGAAAGGAAAAACUCAUCAAAAAGCAAAAUGACAGAACUUCAUAAGACUACUAUCAAGACCAUUAAGAAACAGGACUCAAGAAAAGCUUCUUCUAGCUCCAACAAUCAACCUCCUAGGAAGCAACAACGGAAGGGAGAAAAUCCAAUGAGACUUCCAUCAGCUCCAGAACAGUCUCCAGAUUUUGAACAUUCGAACUCGUGGAUUUGUAAAAAUUCUGCUUGUAGAGCUGUUCUGUCCAUAGAUGACACAUUUUGCAGGAGGUGCUCUUGCUGUAUCUGUCACUUGUUUGAUGACAACAAGGACCCCAGUCUUUGGUUGGUAUGCACCUCUGAAUCUGGUCAGGGAGACUCCUGUGGAUUAUCUUGUCACAUAGAGUGUGCUCUUCAAUGUGAAAAAGUGGGGGUUGUUGAUCUUGGGCAAUUGAUGCAGCUAGAUGGUAGUUAUUGUUGUGCUUCUUGUGGGAAAGUUUCAGGCAUACUUGGAUGUUGGAAGAAGCAGCUAAUAAUAGCAAAGGACGCUCGCCGUGUUGAUGUUCUCUGUUAUAGGAUAUACUUGUGUUUCAGGCUCCUGGAAGGGACGUCCAGGUUUAAAGAACUGCAUGAGAUUGUAAAAGAUGCGAAAGCUAAACUAGAAACUGAAGUGGGUCCAAUGAAUGGAGUAUCUGCCAAGAUGGCACGUGGCAUUGUCAGCAGACUCUCUAUUGCAGGUGAUGUGCAGAAAUUCUGUUCUCUUGCAAUCGAGAAAGCAGAUGAAUGGCUGGCCACUGUUUCUGAUGUGAAUCCAAAUUGCAGAGAAGAUUCACUACCUGCUGCUUGCAAGUUCUUUUUUGAAGAAGUAACAUCAUCCUCUGUAGUGAUUAUCUUGAUUGAGCUGUCUAAUGCAUCAUCUGAGGAUAUUAAGGGAUACAAGCUCUGGUACUUUAAAAGUAGAGAAGAGACGCACACAAAAGAGCCCAUUUGUGUCUUUCCAAAAGCUCAUAGAAGGAUUAUGAUCUCCAAUCUGCAGCCCUGCACAGAAUAUAACUUCCGAAUAAUUUCUUAUACAGAGGCUGGCGAUUUGGGUCACUCUGAGGCCAAGUGCUUUACCAAGAGUGUUGAGAUAAUUCACAAGAAUGCUAAUUCAGCAGUUGCCAUGAACCGUAAGAAAGAGAAUCCCAUUAUUGAUGGCAAUUGUUCUAGUGCCAAAAGGGAGGCCAAGAAUACAACAGAAGUUGGGUUUUCUCCUGGAUUUAAGGUUCGGGAACUUGGAAAGAUUCUGCAUCUGGCUUGGGCUCAAGAGCAAGGCUGCUUUGAGGGGUUUUACAGCCCAGAGUUUGAAAAAUGCUGUGGAGUAAGCAAGGCGAUCAAGCCUGAAACUGUUGAAGAAGAACGGUCACCUUUUGUUUUGCGUGGGCUUGACUUGAAUGUAGUUUCAGUGCCAGAUUUGAAUGAAGAGCUCACCCCUCCAUUUGAUUCCUCUAGGGAUGAGGAUAAUGGAUGCACUUUGCAGCAGGCUGUUGAGGCAGAUGACGACGCCGCAUCUCAUGGCUUAGAUAAGAAUGGUUUAGCUACAUCCCAUGGUAGUGGCGACUCGAAGACUUGGAACAACGGGCCAGCUGUGGAAGUCCCAGCUGUUGAUUCCCGGGCAGAGUUUUGCAGGAAAAGGGCAGCAAACUCUAAUGAGACACAUGAUUGUGACAGCACUUUGAUUAACGGUUCACCAUUCCGAGUCUCCAACGCUUCAUCUUGCUUGGAUGAGAACUUUGAGUACUGUGUGAAGAUAAUCCGUUGGCUGGAAUGUGAGGGUCACAUUAAACAGGAAUUUAGAUUGAAAUUGUUAACAUGGUUUAGCUUGAGAUCAACAGAGCAAGAACGUAGGGUGGUCAACACAUUUAUUCAAACACUGAUUGAUGAUCCAAGUAGCUUAGCAGGACAAUUGGUUGACUCCUUUUCAGAUAUUAUAUCUUCCAAGAGGCCACGAAAUGGAUUCUGUAGUAAGCUGUGGCAUUAAAAUAAGGGCGCAGCAGUCUGAUUUACAGGAUUGCUAAUUUCCUGCGAUAAAUUACCCCUGAUUGUUUUCGCCGUUCUUUGUACAGGCAUUUUUUUCUUAGUCACCAUUGGAAGUGAUUCAUUUUUAUCACGGACAUAUUUUGUCCGGCUAAAAGAUUUGAGUUGCUGAUUGCGGAGACAGUUCCUGAUGAUUCUUGGAACGGGGGGGGCCUAGCACUUGAUGUUUGGUGCUAUAUUUGGCAUUUUCCAUUUCCUUCCAAUAUUUAUCCUAAUUACAUUCAACUAGUACCAUUAGUCAAUCAUGGAGGAUUUAUGUAUUUCUAAUUAUUUUUAUCAUUGCCUUUCUUUAAAUCAAAGAAGGGUACAUGAAAUUCAUCCUGGAUUUUACGUGAUUAAUUUAUCUUCGCGGUUGUUAUAUUCUA
Corylus avellana is the source of this 2756-nucleotide messenger RNA. RefSeq names its product Fibronectin type III domain-containing protein (gene VRN5). Gene Ontology annotation, molecular function: protein binding. The record is from RefSeq and is a predicted model, not a curated record. Gene Ontology annotation, biological process: vernalization response; epigenetic regulation of gene expression. Lineage: Eukaryota; Viridiplantae; Streptophyta; Magnoliopsida; Fagales; Betulaceae.